ACUCCGACACUAUCAGAUCAAAUCAAACCCCUCUAAACCCUCAAAGGCAAAAAUCCAAAACCCUAAUUACCCGCCCCGCACCCAUUCUCCUUCUUCCUCUUCUCUCCGAAAUGGUUUCUGCAGCCUCUCCAAGAAUACCCACCGAGACGGUGAAGAACGCCGUGGAGGCUCUCCUGAAGUGGCGAGAUUCCAAUUCCGAGUCUCACAAACCCAAACUCUUCGACGCCGACGAAGAAUUCGUUUACUUAGUCGUCACUCUGAAAACCAUCCCUCACAAAUCCCGCGUUAACUCUUACAAGGUCCCUUUACCCCACUCUCUCCUCUCUCCCUUCAACGAAACUUGCCUCAUCAUCGACGACAGGUCCAAAUCCAAACUCACUAAACAAGAAGCUCAAAAGAAGAUCAAGGCCGAUAACGUCGCCGUUUCCAAGGUCCUCAGGUUGUCGAAGCUGGCCUCCGAUUACCGCCCUUUUGAGGCGAAGCGGAAGCUCUGUGAUUCAUAUGAUCUUUUUUUCGCUGAUAAGAGAGUGGUGCCUUUGAUGCCCAGGCUGUUGGGGAAGAAAUUCUUUAAGAAGAAGAAGGUGCCGGUGCAGGUGGACUUGAUUAAGAAGAAUUGGAAGGAGCAGGUGGAUAAGGCGUGUUCGUCGGCGCUUCUGUUUCUUGGAACGGGGACUUGUUGUGUUGUGAAGGUUGCCAAGGUUUCCAUGGAGAGCGAGCAGAUUGUUGAGAAUAUGAUGGCUGCCAUUGAGGGGGUUGUUGAGGUUGUGCCGAAGAAGUGGGCGAAUGUGAGGUCCUUGCAUGUUAAGCUUUACGAGUCGCUGGCGCUGCCUGUUUUCCAGGCUGUUCCGGAGGUGAAGUUGAGGAUUGAGGGAAGUAAGGUUGAGGAGGCGGAGAAAGAGAAGCAGACGAUGGAGGAGGAGGAGGAGGAAGAGGGCGAAGACCAUAGUGGCGCGAAGCGGUGAAGAAGAAGAAGAAGAAGGGGAGGAUUCAUGAAGUUAGAUACAUGGAUAGCGAAGUUGGUGAGGAUAAUGUUGAAGAUGUGGCAGGUAGUGAGGAUGAUGGUGGUGGUGUUGUUAUGGAGGAAGAUUUAAAGGAUGCUGGAAAAGGUAGUGGAGAAUUGGCGAAUAAGAAGAGGAAGAAAGGGGCAUUGAGUGAGUUGAGCAGUGUCAAAGAAUUGAAAAAAUCUGUUAAGAGAAGAGGUAAACAGGAUAAAUCUGCGAAAGUGAUGAAGGAAAAUUCCAUCAAGAAGAGUCAGAAUAGUGAAUUAUCUGUUGAGGAUGGAGAUUCAGGAAAGAAGGGGAAGAAUACCAAGAAGAAACUAUCUCUAUUGAAGUCAGAAGAAGCUGAUUUGAAAAGAAAGUGAGGGCCAAGAAAAGUAAGAAGGCUGCUUAAGGUUAUUGUUAGGAUUUACUGUUAGAUUUCACUGCUUGAUUUAACUCUUGGUGGCUGCCAUGUGUUGUUUUCAUUUGUUGAGUCCUCUGGCAGAUUUUGUAUCAAGCAAAAUUUGUUUUGUUAUUCUUUUUGCGUUCUGUUUUGAUCAUUUUAUAACUUGCUAUUGCUACUACCCAAUAUUCCUAUAAUUGAGCUUUAGAUUGAUUUGUGAGAAGGAGAAUCAAAAUAUUGUUUUCUCAGUUCAGAAAACUCUUUUAAGUUGUUUAGAUUUCAUAUUGUCAGAUAACUCCAUAGAAAUUAUGAGACGAAUGGUCCCUUACUUUAAAGUAAAAGGCUUAUCAAAGUUUAGCUUGAAAUUCUACUACCUCCUAUUUUGCCUAAGUAUAUCUCUGAAAUUAUUGUCUUCGAUAUCUUGCAUAUUGGCUUCUAGUUUUCAUUUCUUGAGCUCCAAGAAUAUUGGAAAAUGGAAAAUCUAUUACUCUUGCUGACUUCUUUUUACAGAUUGAGAGGAUUAAAGAAGCUUAUGAUACUCUUGAAUUUAUCAUAGGACUUGGGAUAUAUUUGUUUUCCUACUUGACUCUAUUAUUAUUUUUACCUUCAAACAUCUCUUACCCUUCUUUCUGGUUUCUGAUGGUGUUGGGUUUUCUUGUCAAAUUAGCAUAUGUGAUUGUGGAAAAUAUGUAAACAUGUGAGGGCUAAAUUGUUCUUGUUGGAUUAUAUUAUAAACACAUUAUUUCAUAGUUGUUUGUGGGUUUAAGGCCUCAAUAAUUGAUUCUUUUCAUUGCAGUUUGGAUUUAGUAGAAAGACUUUGCAGACUAUUUCAAGCUCAUAAUUUAGAUCUAUUUGUGAAACCAUGCUAAACUGAUGACUGUUAAUUAUCCAUGUUCUGGCAUGGCAAUUGGCACCUUGUUAAAAUAGCUCAUAAUUUGUAAAUCACAAGUGGCAAAACAGUCUAAAACGAUAAUCAUGUGAAAUCAUUGAUGUCUGUAUUGUUAGUAUUCAUUUGUGUCAUAGUGCUUGGCUCCUUGCUUACAUUACCCUUGGCAUUAGCUUCAGGAUGGAGUUGAUACGGAUGCAAGUGUGUUGCAAAAGAAAUAUCCUGUAAAUUCACCAAAAGAAGUCACAAAGCACACAUGUCUAAUUUGCAAGAGUGGUGGACAGCUACUAGGAAAUUGCCUUCUCCAGGAUUCCUGGUUCAGGUUGUGCUGGUUGAUUAUAAUGGUAAUGUUGUGGCUUCCGAACCCAAGGCUACUGGAAAAAGAUCAGAUGAGAGUUCAAGUAAUAGUGCCACCGCAGUUGAAGCAAGCAUACCUGUGCAGAAUUGUUGUUAUCUGAUUGUAGGGGUCUAACUGAGUUGCCUGAGGAAAUGUGCUUAUGUGCAAGUGAGUUUAUGUGCUUUUGUAUUUUUACUUCAUUUGAAAUAACAAAGAAUUUAUAUAUUACAAGGUACCUACAAGCACUGUAAAGUGUAAACAAGUGAGUCUCCAACUUGUAGUAGUCUGAAAUCGUUAGUGAGAAGAGGAGGAGAUGCAUAUGACUUUAGCCA
This is a messenger RNA of Arachis duranensis, 2938 nucleotides long. RefSeq lists its product as uncharacterized. Lineage: Eukaryota; Viridiplantae; Streptophyta; Magnoliopsida; Fabales; Fabaceae. The record is from RefSeq and is a predicted model, not a curated record. Gene Ontology annotation, cellular component: 90S preribosome.